AGAAGCUUUAAAUGCUGGAAACCUUCUCGGAGGAACUGGCAGAGCAGUAACUAAGGCGGAUGGUCACUAUGCCGUCCAUCUCGUGCCCCCUCUAACCCUCCCUAAUACCGGCACCGCCAUCCCGGAGGACCCUAAAAAGUGGAGACCCCAAGACCAGCACCAUGGAGAAAGAGACGUUGUCAGAAACCCAGAAAGAGCUGAUCCGAAACACCUGGGAAAUGGUGACCCAAGACCAGAUCCACCACGGAACCGUGCUCUUCACCAGGCUUUUCGAGCUGGAGCCGGAGCUGAUUUUCCUUUUCCAGUAUAAUUCUGCUCAUUUCUCCAGCGUCCAGGAAUGUCUCCUCUCCUCCGAAUUCACAGAACACAUCCUAAAAGUUAUGACUGUGAUUGACGCUGCGGUGCGGAGCCUGGACACACUGCCCUCUCUGGAGGAAUAUCUGACCGGUCUGGGGAGGAAACAUCGCACCUCUGGGGUACAACUGGAGUCCUUCAAGACGGUCGGGGAGUCGCUGCUCUACGCUCUGGAGUCUGGACUGGGCGACGUGUUCACAUCUGAUACCCGCGAGGCCUGGAGCCGGCUGUACGCCGUUGUGGUGAGCGCCAUGAGUCAGGGCUGGGGAGCGGAGCCUCCGGGGCAGUGACCGCUGCAGUGUGAACAGGAGCCGAGGGGUCACAUGUAUGUUGUGUGUCCUGUCCGCUCCACGACUCAUGGUAAUAAACUGGAAGAAAUAAA
Hyla sarda is the source of this 736-nucleotide messenger RNA. RefSeq names its product neuroglobin (gene NGB). The transcript has 4 exons. The coding region runs from base 162 to 644 and encodes 160 amino acids. The record is from RefSeq and is a predicted model, not a curated record. Gene Ontology annotation, molecular function: heme binding; oxygen binding. NCBI's taxonomy places the organism in Eukaryota, Metazoa, Chordata, Amphibia, Anura, Hylidae.